AUGGACGCAAUGGAGUGGACGGGAAUCCUCAGCAUCUGCACCGUGCUGAGACAACUUCAACUGCGCUGGAGCGGCCAUCUGGUGCGCAUGGACGAGGAGCGGUUACAUAAGCAACUCUUCUAUGGAGAAGUCGCCACGGGUUCCCGCCGACAAGGAGGCCAAGUCCGGCGGUACAAGGAUAUCCUGAAGGAUUCCCUGAGGCGCCUGCAAAUCAACCCGUCCAAUUAG
Spirometra erinaceieuropaei is the source of this 228-nucleotide messenger RNA. NCBI's taxonomy places the organism in Eukaryota, Metazoa, Platyhelminthes, Cestoda, Diphyllobothriidea, Diphyllobothriidae. The record is from the annotation of a GenBank genome assembly.